AUGAACGAAAAUGGACAGAGGGUUCUUGAGUUAUGCUCUUACCACGACCUAUGCAUAACCAACAUGUUCUUUGCCACCAAGCCGCAUCGCCGAGUGUCCUGGCGGCAUCCCAGAUCUCGCCACUGGCACCAGCUGGAUCUCGUCAUCACUCGGAGACCAUCACUGAACUGUGUUCUCACCACAUGCAGCUAUCACAGUGCUGACUCCGACACUGACCACUCCAUGGUCGGUAGUAAAAUCCGUCUCCAACCCAAACGGAUCUACCAAUCUAAGCAGGAAGGUCGUCCCCACAUUAACACCAGCAAGACGGCAAUCCCAGACUUGUCCGAGCGCUUCACCAAUUCCAUUGAGGAUGCCCUCAAAAACUGCCCUGGUGGCAACACUGAAGAGAGGUGGAGUCACAUCCGUGAUUUCAUCUACAACUCUGCAAUGGACACCUUCGGCAAGAGAGAGAGGCAGAACCCGGAUUGGUUCGAAGCCGGCAUUGCUGAACUAGAACCAGCAAUUGAGGCCAAGAGAGCUGCCCUCAUCAACCACAAGAGGGAGCCUACUGUGAAGUCACUCGCUGCACUCAGGAAGGCCAGGAACGACUCCCAACGGAUCGUUCGGCGCUGCGCAAAUGACUACUGGAUCAACCUUUGUGAGAGUAUCCAGCUCUCUGCUGACUGUGGGAAUAUUCGUGGCAUGUAUGAAGGCAUGAAGAAGGCCUUCGGCCCAAGCAUAAACAAGAUCGCGCCCCUGAAAUCAACUGCCGGCGACAUCAUAACAGUCUGCAGCAAGCAGAUGGAGAGAUGGGCUGAACACUACCAGGAGCUCUACUCAAGAGAGAACGUUGGCCGAGAACACCGCCAACCUCCCUAUGAACUGAGCAAGGCUAUCGACUCCCUAGCCUGCGGCAAAGCUCCAGGAAAAGAUGGCAUCCCACCUGAAGUCAUCAAGGUGGGAAAAAAGACUGCUCUCCUUCACCAUCUGCACCAGCUGCUGCAGCAGUGCUGGGAAGAAGGAACAGUGCCCCAAGAGAUGCGUGACGCCAACAUCGUCACUCUAUACAAGAACAAGGGCGACCGCAGGGACUGUAACAACUACCGUGGAAUAUCCCUCCUCAGCAUUGUUGGGAAGGCCUUCGCCUGUGUAGUCCUCAACAGACUGCAGUUGCUCACAGAGCGUGUAUACCCCGAGGCCCAGUGUGGGUUUAGAGCGGGAAGAUCAACCAUCGACAUGAUCUUCUCCCUACAACAGCUCCAGGAGAAAUGCCACGAAUAG
Penaeus monodon (black tiger shrimp) is the source of this 1263-nucleotide messenger RNA. RefSeq lists its product as uncharacterized. The coding region runs from base 1 to 1263 and encodes 420 amino acids. Lineage: Eukaryota; Metazoa; Arthropoda; Malacostraca; Decapoda; Penaeidae. The transcript has 2 exons. The record is from RefSeq and is a predicted model, not a curated record.